CGGGUUUGAGGCUUUGAGCACAAAUAUUUGGAAUCGGAUACUGAAAAUUCUCCACAUUCGCCUUUUUCCCAUUCAGUCUGUCUGACUACUCUCCCUAACCAUUUUCCUACAAACCUUUUCCAUAAAUUAAAAUUUUCAUUCUCCGUUUAAUAACUACCAGAGCAGAAACCAAAAAAAGCCCUAAUUUUCGAGCUUUCAACAAUGGCGAGACAAGCCAGCAGACUCGUCGCUACCUUGUCUUCCAAGAUUCAGCCCCCAAAUUCUUCCAUUUCUUCUUCCAUCGGUCAAAGCAGGCAGUUCGGAACCACUCACCCUUCGCCGGCUGUUUUCGUCGACAAGAAUACGCGCGUCAUCUGUCAAGGUAUCACCGGCAAAAAUGGUACCUUCCACACUGAACAAGCCAUUGAAUAUGGCACCAAUAUGGUUGGUGGUGUGACUCCAAAAAAGGGUGGAACUGAGCAUUUAGGGCUACCAGUUUAUAACACUGUUGCUGAGGCAAAGGAAGGAACAAGGGCCAAUGCCUCAGUUAUCUACGUCCCUCCACCUUUUGCCGCAAAAGCAAUCAUGGAAGGAUUGGAAGCUGAAUUGGAUCUAAUUGUCUGCAUCACUGAAGGAAUCCCUCAACAUGACAUGGUCCGUGUUAAAGCUGCCCUUAACAGCCAAUCCAAAACCAGGUUAAUAGGUCCAAAUUGCCCUGGAAUCAUCAAACCUGGAGAGUGCAAGAUCGGCAUUAUGCCUGGUUAUAUCCAUAAACCAGGACGUAUUGGAAUCGUUUCUCGUUCUGGCACACUGACGUAUGAAGCGGUAUUCCAAACAACUGCUGUCGGCCUUGGGCAGUCCACUGUUGUAGGCAUUGGUGGGGACCCUUUCAAUGGGACAAACUUUGUUGAUUGCAUUGAGAAGUUUAUUGACGACCCUCAAACAGAAGGUAUUAUUGUUAUUGGUGAAAUAGGGGGUACUGCAGAAGAGGAUGCUGCUGCUCUGAUCAAGGAAAGUGGAACGGACAAACCAGUAGUUUCUUUCAUUGCUGGGCUAACGGCACCUCCUGGCCGACGCAUGGGUCACGCUGGAGCCAUAGUCUCGGGUGGUAAAGGAACAGCUCAAGACAAAAUCAAAAGUUUGAGAGAAGCUGGGGUCACCGUGGUGGAGUCUCCUGCAAAGAUGGGUGCAGCAAUGCUCGACGUCUUUAAACAGAGGGGCCUUCUGAGUUAGUUUGAAAUCUUUUUAUCUUAUGUUUUCUCCUCCUAGUAGUACAGUGUGGCAUAAUACCAUACCCCAUGAAUGUGAUGUGAAUUGUGGAAGACUGACUCUUCCAGCAUCACCUGUCGAAGAACGGGGCAACAUUUUGAUUUACAUAUGAUUUAUAUUUUUGCCUCUGCUUUUUCCAUUGAUUUUCAAUGCGAGGGCUAAAUCUUCAGGUUCUAAUGUAUUUUCAAUCAAAACGUGAAGUUUUGACAAUCUUCAAGUGAACUUGAUGUUGAUUUUUUGCUGUA
Molecule: messenger RNA, 1493 nt
Organism: Spinacia oleracea (spinach)
Lineage: Eukaryota; Viridiplantae; Streptophyta; Magnoliopsida; Caryophyllales; Amaranthaceae
Product: succinate--CoA ligase [ADP-forming] subunit alpha-2, mitochondrial
Exons: 7
Coding region: 202-1212 (336 amino acids)
Biological process (GO): tricarboxylic acid cycle
Cellular component (GO): mitochondrion; succinate-CoA ligase complex (ADP-forming)
Molecular function (GO): succinate-CoA ligase (ADP-forming) activity; succinate-CoA ligase (GDP-forming) activity
Source: RefSeq, a predicted model, not a curated record